This is a messenger RNA of Didymodactylos carnosus, 450 nucleotides long. NCBI's taxonomy places the organism in Eukaryota, Metazoa, Rotifera, Eurotatoria, Philodinida, Philodinidae. The record is from the annotation of a GenBank genome assembly.
AUGGCUAGUAGUAACAGUCCGUUGUCAAAAUCGAAACCUAUGACAAAAAUAUCCUCGCAUACCGUUUAUACUGCCACUUCUAAGGAUUAUGAUCGUAUGAAAGUAGCUCAAAAGCAUGAAAAUAAAUUGGAACUUGAAUAUGAACGUUUAGAACGUAAACUGAUGUCAAAGGCCAAAUGGAACGAGCGUGCAGAUCAAUCUGUCAUCAUUAAAUCAACAACAGCCUCAUCAGCAAAUGGAGAUCUUUCUGUUGACGAUUGGCUACAACGUGAACGAGAGAAAGCGCAAAAUAUGAACAAAUCAAAAGAAUUAGCAAAUCAACGUAUUCGUUGUUCACCUUUUUCAGGUAUGACAAAACCAAGUGGUGGAACAAGUACAACGGCAGCUCAUUCAAUAUCCCAUGUUCGAAAGGUAUCACCAACAACAGCAACAACAUCUACUGCUGUAUAA